GUCGUACUGAAAGCGGACAGGAAGGAUAUACACCUGACAACUGACACACGGCCGUGGGAGGAGUGGUAGAAUAUUGGGCUGAGUGGGUGGGUGUCUCUCCAUGCUGCACUAACCUGAAAACGGAUCUCUCAGGCGAGUGCAAUUACAGCAUUUGUUGGUAGAGGGCACAACCCCUCAGCCUAUUGCCAGCGUCUUAGCCGGGGUCAGUCUUUUGCCCAGGAACUCAAGAGGCAGGAAGUCAUCCUGCAGGAGGCAAACGCGGAGAGAAGCAGCGGUUGCUGUUGGAGGAGAGCUCCCUCAGCCUAGAAUUCCUGUUGGGAGUACCACAUUUAUAUUUGGGGAACUUCAUACUGUGGCCUCACUGGAUACCGCCUAAGUCCCAUGUGCAACCUGAAGCAGAUACUUACCAGUUAACACCUGUGGAUUUUUUCAAUCUCAGGAAAGAGGCAGGGGUGUGACUCUUCUCCAGCUAAAGAACUGUUCUUUGGUGUAAAGGAUAGAAUUUCCUGAGGACCUCUGCUGUGUGGGCUGGCUGAAAUAGGUGGCAGUGAGUUUGUUCCUUUAUAGGUUCCUGUAGAAAUAUGUAGAUAGUUGUUCACUUUGAAUUAAGAAAAAAAGACGCAAACUAUUCAUUUGGAUUCAAGGUCCAUCUCCAGUGAUGGCUGUAGUGGCCUUGUAGUGGCAGAUCAUCACCUUCAACAGGUCUGCACUCAGGAACUAUCAUCUUCGCUCAGACUAAGUGCCUCUGUCUUUUCUCUGUAUUGUUGACAGAGGUUCUGUGUUUGGAAAGGGGACUGUGUGACUGCUGAGCUGACGACUGACUAUUGCCACAAAGUUUAUGUCUGAUCCAGUGAAAGAGUGUUAAGACAUUGACCUGGGACACAUUGAAAACCAAGGCCAAGACUGUAUAGAGCUAUCUAUAUAACUGAUCUUUAACCAUGACUGGGGCUAAGAAUGAGACUAGAAACAAAGGCAAAGCUCAAAAAAGGGCUGGUGUGCAAGCUGAAGCAAAGAGGGAGACUACUGGCAUAGUCAGACCUGUAGCUAAGACCCAGGACAAAUCAGUAGCCAAGGCAGAGUCUCAAGCUGAUGCAACAGCAGCAAUGAAGGCAAGGUCUAAGAACAGGAGUGUUCCUGAGAUAAAGGAAAGAGGCCUGGCAUAUUUUAGUCCCAAAGCUGAAGAUGAGGCCACUAAAGUAUCUGGGAUUUGUUCUGUGGCUGAGGCUAAUGCUGAGUCUGGGUCCACCUGUAAACAUAAGGCUGGUAUUGAUACCUGGUUUUGGAGUGGAGAAGAAGCCAAUGUUGGUUCCUGGUUUUGGAGUGGAGAAGAGGCCAAUAAUCAUUCUAAUGCUAAGGAUGAAGGUAAAGCUGGUAUUGAUCCUCUGUCCUAUGCUGAAAAGUUGGAAUCUGUGGCCGGGGCCAGCUGCAAAGCUAGGCCAGGGGCUGAGGAGGAAGAGGAAGAAAAUGUUAUUGGGAACUGGUUUUGGGAUGGAGAUGAAACUAGUUAUGACCCUAAUCCUAGACCUGUGAGCAGGAUAGUUAGGCCCCAGCCUGUGGAUGAAAUUAAUGAAAAAAAUAGGCCCAAGGACUGGUCUGAGGUAACUAUCUGGCCCAAAGCCCCUGCUGUAACUCCAGCAGUGUUAGGAUUUAGAUCCCAAGUCCCAUUUGAGACAAAGCCUCCUUCAUAUAUUGUCCUGGCCUCAGCUGAGGAAAAUACCCAUUCUUUACCUGUGGCAACAACAUGCCCUUCUAGGAGCACUACUUCAUGCUCACAGCCUGUCCCUGAGUAUCCGUUCGGUUCUAGCCCUUGCAUCCAGACCAUAGAGGAGAUUAGAUGCCAAAUCAGGAUUAGGGAAGUGAAUGGGAUUAAGCCAUUUGCUUGCCCUUGCAAAAUGGAAUGCUAUAUGGAUUCUGAGGAAUUUGAAAAACUUGUUACUUUACUUAAGUCAACUACUGAUCCUCUCAUUCAUAAAAUAGCUCAAAUUGCAAUGGGGAUCAUUAAGGUUCAUCCCUUUGCCCAAGAGUUUAUUAAUGAGGUGGGUGUAGUGACGCUUAUUGAAAGCUUGCUCAGUUUUCCUUCCUCUGAAAUCAGAAAAAAGGCUGUAAUUACUCUGAAUCCUCCUUCUGGGGAUGAGAGACAACGCAAGGUUGAAUUACAUGUUAAGCAUAUGUGUAAGGAAACCAUGUCUUUUCCCUUGAAUUCACCUGGACAGCAAUCUGGAUUAAAGAUACUAGGACAACUGACUACUGAUUCUGACCAUCACCACAUUGUUGCCAAUUACUUUUCACAACUUUUCCACUUGCUGUCCCUGGGAAAUCGUAAAACCAGAAAUCUUGUUUUAAAAGUACUUUUGAAUAUGUCUGAAAAUCCAAUUGCAGCCAGAGACAUGAUCAAUACAAAGACAUUAGCAGCAUUAAAACUCAUCUUUAACCAGAAGGAGGCAAAAGCCAAUCUCGUUAGUGCUGUGGCCAUAUUUAUUAACAUAAAGGAGCAUAUCAGAAAGGGCUCAAUUGUAGUUGUUGAUCACAUGAAUUAUAAUACACUGAUGGCCAUUUUCCGUGAGGUUAAAGGAAUUAUUGAAACAAUGUAAAAUGAGCCAGAAAUAAAAGUGAACACUGAACAAUCUUCAGACUCUAAAAGGCUGUCCCUAUAGGCCCUUGCAUAAUGUUUUGAUUAUUACAGUGUGUACAUUAUAAAUUACAUCUUUAACAUGAUAUUACCUGUGACAGUCUCAAGUUUUGAGCUAUACCAUUUUUGAGAUACCAAAUGAAUAUUGUAUCAUAUGCUGAAAACAUCUGUUGAUUUUUGUCUUGUGUAGAUGGGGAACUUUUUAACAUUUUACUGAAGAUAGUGAACCAAUUCAUCAUAAGUAUACUAAGUUCUUCAUUAGUAUUUGUUUAAAUAUGUUUGUGGCUUCAAAUGGCAAAAAAAAAAUCAUUGAAUUUGUAAUCUAGUUUGCAAAAAUAAGGCAUAUAUACACAAAAAGAUAACUAACAGCACUCACAUAUAUCUGUACACAUACACAUUCAUUGCUGAAUGUGCACUCAACAUGUAAAGAAGGCAGGAGUUGCUAUAGGCUGUUUAAUGUAAGAGGAGUUACCGUUUUUCCCUUAUUCUACCUGCAUCAGAUAACUUAUGGUAGGCAUAUAACAACCACUGGUGUAAGCUGAAGAAAAUGUCUCAGCAUGUGAAAAUUUUAGAUUAUAUGCUUUUAGAUUUUUAAAUAGUUAAGAAACUAAAACAAGAUCAUACUGUAAAGGCUGUUAUUUUUUCUCUCACUAACUGUAAAUUGUGAUCAUCUUUCCAUAUCAAUAAAUAUGCUUCUAUGACA
Acinonyx jubatus (cheetah) is the source of this 3332-nucleotide messenger RNA. RefSeq names its product G protein-coupled receptor associated sorting protein family member 3 (gene GPRASP3). The record is from RefSeq and is a predicted model, not a curated record. The transcript has 5 exons. The coding region runs from base 939 to 2591 and encodes 550 amino acids. Lineage: Eukaryota; Metazoa; Chordata; Mammalia; Carnivora; Felidae.